UUUUUCAUUCAGGUUCUUAUAUCAAACCAUGAAAAUGCUGAUGAAUUUGAAGAGAUCAUGAUUGAUAAAGGUAAUCCAAUAAUUAAGGAUAUUCAACUUGAUCAUACACAUAAAUUUGUAAUUACCGCUUCUUCCUACAAGGUUGCCAAAGUGAAAAUUGAAAGAUGUCAACAUUAUAAUAGUUGUAGUUCUUGUUUAAAUUCACACAAUCCUUAUUGUGGUUGGUGCUCAUUAGAACGCAGGUGUACUGCUCGAAGUGAUUGUGAUGAUAAUAUUAGUUGGUCCAUGACCGAAAAGAUAUUUACCUCACCCCGUUGGCUCCCAAUGGGUACACCUCAAUGUAUUGAAUUUGAAGAGAUUCGUCCAAACUCAUUACCUUUAACCGCAAUGUCCACUGUUGAAUUAUAUAUCACUCAGCUUCCACCUUCGCCUUUCCAUUCCUCUUAUUUAUGCCUUUUCGGUGACCAAAGUAGGCCUUUACCCGCUCGACAAACUCACACUGGCCUUUCGUGUCGAACUCCAGCCUUGGACGAAAGGCCGCAAUUACCUCUGGGAAAAGAUCAUGUCUCGGUGAAUCUUUCAGUUCGAAGUACAGUAACUCAAAAAGAUUUCAUAUCGAAACCUUUUGUUUUCUAUGAGUGUUCAGUUCACAAAACAUGUCGAUCAUGUGUCAAAGCAAAGUGGCCUUGUAAUUGGUGUAUCCAAGAUAAUAUAUGUACACAUAAUAGUAGUUUCUGUUCAGGUCAUCAUGUACUGUCCAGUGAGAAUCUUUCAAUUGGCUCUUCAUCAUCUUCCCCAUCUGAUCCUGCCUCUGAAUAUUGUCCAAGUUUCCGAAUCGAUCGUGAAAUUUUAAUUCCAAACGGUGCUAAACGUGAGAUAACCAUUCAUGUUCAGAACUUUGGUAAUCCAAUGGCUGAUCUUGAAUGUAUCAUUGAAAUUGAAGGAGCUCGAGCUCGGAUUCCAGCUCGAUUGAAAGGAGACAAGAUAAUCUGUUCAUCUAACAUGUAUACAUAUCAAAGUGAUGCUGGUAAAAUUUACGCACAAUUAUCAGUCCUUUGGGAUGGAGAUACUUUGAUUGAUAAAACAAAUGUUACCUUAUAUAAAUGUGAUCAUUUAGGAAGUCAUCAGGCUAAGCCUGAUUGUUCAUUGUGCCAAACAACUGAGAGGAAAUAUCAAUGUGUCUGGUGUUCUGGUUCAUGUUCAUUUGUUGAUGCUUGCUCAGAACCUCCAGCACCCUCAUGUCCACCUCCAAGAAUAGACCUGAUUUAUCCUCUUUCUGGUCCAAUUGAGGGUGGAACUUUAAUCACAAUUAAAGGUUCCAAUUUAGGAUCAAGUGUAGAUGAGAUUAAAGACAAAGUCGCCAUCGGAGGUAUACCAUGUACUCCAGUUGAAUAUAAUGUAUCAGUAAGGGUUGUCUGUCGUACUGGACCCUCUCCAACUGGACCUUAUUCAGCAAAUAUUGUUGUAGGCAAUCGAGCAGGAGUAACUCGAGCAAGUGAAAACUUUGUUUACAAGGCUGUCCAAUUAAUUGAUGUUAAUCCAAAGUAUGGACCUCAAUCCGGUGGAACUCACCUUUACCUGGAUGGAUUUAAUUUCAACAUUGGAACGAAUAUUGAGAUUUACCUUGACAAUAUUCCUUGUGAGAUUAAAAAGUCAAUGAUUGCCAAUCGUCAGGUCACUUGUAGAACCUCAGCUUCACCGACUGCCCCUUACAAGGUUCAAAGGUUGACCCUUUUACUUGAUGGCUCGAAUAUCACUUUACCUCGGCCUUAUAUUUAUGGUAAAGAUCCGAUUAUCCAUUCAAUUGGUCCAAACAAGAGCUACAUUUCGGGUGGUCGAUUGAUUUGGGUCAAUGGUUAUCAUUUUUCGUAUAUUGUUCAACCUCGAUUGAUAGUUAAACAUUUAUCAAAGAUUAUUGGAAGGUCUAAUUGUAUUCCGGUCAAUGAUACACUCAUCAAAUGUCCAACUCCAUCAAUUAAAGCAUAUCUUGAAUCUUUCUCUGUCUCUCAUGGUGGUGGGUCAUCGUCCUCUGGUUCGUCCUCUGACAUUGGUCAAGAUUCCCCGUUUCACCGUCCUUCACCAGUCCACCGAGAUCUACCUCGAUCUGACCAUUUACAUGCUCGUCCACAUCUUCACAAUCUUCAUCCAUCAUCCCUGUCAACUUCAUCAUCUUCCUCUUCUUCAUAUCUCUCACCUUUUGAAAUAUCUUUCGAAAUGGAUUCAGUUGAAAGUGUGACCAAUAUUCGAGAUCAUUUUCCGUCCAUAGAUUCAUCUCUCUAUUAUCUACCUGAUCCAAUUUUUAGAUCAUUUGAAAAUGAUGGAGUUAAAUUGUACACCGGUGAAUCUUUAGUGAUCGAUGGUGACAAUUUAAGAUUGGCCGCAAUCGAAUCAGAUGUAAAUGUCACCGUUGGUAAUCGUCCAUGUAAUCUAACCUCUCUCACCAUGAAUCAAUUGGUCUGCUCACCGCCAACCGAAGGUUUUACAAUAAGCUCUUAUACCGAUCUGUUUGGUCGUUCAACGCAGACCAAUUUACCCGCGGUUGUAGUUACAAUUGGAAACAAUAUUCGUAAACAGAUUGGAUAUUUACGCUAUGACGGUAACACGUCAUAUGAAACACCCUUUAUGUUUAUCGGUUUAACAUCAAUCGCCGGUAUAAUUGUGGUCAUUUUUAGCCUCGCCUUAUUAACUUUUAUACGAAAUAAAUCAUCAAACAUUAGCAAAGAAUCUGUGGACCUGAAACCUCGUACACUUGGUCCAGCCAUUGGUCCACAUUCACUAUCGACAACAAUACCUGCUCCAAUUUACUCUGCUCGUCCACCAACAUCCCUCUCAACGGCUACAACCAUGAUCGCUGGGACAAGUUGUUCAACACGAACUCUUAAUCGGACAAACGCUGAUCAUAUUUACGAAUCGAUUGAUAAUCUACCGGCCAUUCGUUACUCGUCAAAGGUUAAUCUUGAUUAUACUUAUUUCGGUCAUCCGGCUUCCAAUUAUAUGCGACGAGUUUAACAAACAUUCAAUUAGAAAAACGGAAACGGAAACGAUGACCAUUUAACCUUCCACCUCGAUAUUGAGUAUUGAAAUUAUUUCGGAGAAUCCAGGGUAACAAAAUCAAUUUUCCAAUGAAAACUCCAAACAAUUAAAUCAAACUAAUCACCAAGAACAACCAUGAGCUUAUACUGGAUCCGCAAUUGAUGGAAAGACAAUUAAACGAUUAUUAACUUAAUUGUUUAAGGAAAAUUAAUCAUCCAAAUUUUAAUAUAUAUUUUAUAUUCGCUGCAAUUUAAUCAACUAUCUGCCUAAUAAUUUUCACCAUUGACUCUUAAUUGUAAAAAAUAAUAUCCAUCUCUUUGACUGCCUCUGUAACCUUUGUGUAUUUAAAAUGAUCAAAUUUAAUUGCUGUUUUCGGUUUCAAUGUAAACCAAAUUUGCCAAUUAUGAUCAACAGAAAAAUACAAUUGAUUGAAGAAAAUCAAUUUUGAUUUUAUACCGAUCAGAAUUCAAUAUAAUUCAUUUAAACCUGCAAUGAAUAUUUGAAUGUGUGUGUAUAUAAAUGAUUCUGAGGAUAAAAUCAAGUUUCUCACUCAGGUGAUUACAUGAAAAAGUAACUGUGAUUGUUUUAAUUUUACUAUUGUAUCAUAAUCAUCAAUCAAAUUUGUAAUUAACCAAUUUAACUUCUGUUUUUCAUUCAUAAUGUAACAUUUUUUUACGAUGAAAAACUUUGUCCUCUCGCUUCCUGAUCUCGAAUUUCUUAUAACAUGUACAUUGAGCUGAAAAAAAGUUCUAAUCGUUGGAAAUGUACCUUUUUUUUGGACACACCACGAAUUUCUGGUCAAAUUGAAUAAAAACAUUGUUCUGUUCAAUAUUUAA
Molecule: messenger RNA, 3869 nt
Organism: Panonychus citri (citrus red mite)
Lineage: Eukaryota; Metazoa; Arthropoda; Arachnida; Trombidiformes; Tetranychidae
Product: plexin-B-like
Biological process (GO): regulation of GTPase activity; regulation of cell migration; sensory neuron axon guidance
Cellular component (GO): semaphorin receptor complex
Molecular function (GO): semaphorin receptor activity; protein binding
Source: RefSeq, a predicted model, not a curated record